Molecule: messenger RNA, 2241 nt
Organism: Oppiella nova
Lineage: Eukaryota; Metazoa; Arthropoda; Arachnida; Sarcoptiformes; Oppiidae
Source: the annotation of a GenBank genome assembly
AUGAGCAACGAAUCGGCGAAUGAGGUGUCGAUGGAUGGCAGCCAUCAGCAGAUGAACGGCACGAAUGGCACCACUAAUGGCUCGGCGCUCAAGACCACGUCCACCGGCUAUGACACCAUCGACUCGGCCAUCGCCCUCAAGAACCACUGCAACCAUAGCCAACACCCGAUCACUAACCACACCAACCAUUUGGUGAGCCCUAACGCCAACCCCUCGAUCGCCACAGUCUUCGGCGACACGAAUGGCAUUCAUUUGGAUGCGACGGACGAACCCAUGGCUUCCGAUUGCGACGAAAGCAAUGAUAAUCACAUUUACGACAACAACAGGUCAUCGGUGGUCAUGACUAACGGCGAUAUCAAUGAUAACGACGACAUCACCACUGAUGGAGAUCUGGUGAUCGACGAGAAUGUGGUGAACGACCAGUUGUUGCCAUCACACGAUGACGUGAGCCUCUGGAUGAAUGAGUCCAACGGACAGCCAUUUGGUCCCAAGACAUGGGAUGAGACCGUAGACCAAGACGGGGAUAUGAUUACCAGUAAUGACACCACUGUUGAUGUACAAGUCAAUGAUAUUGAUAUUGAUUUCAAAGAGGACUCCAUUGAAGUGCGUUAUAAGACUGAGACUCAAGAGGACAAAGACGAUGCCAUACAAUUGGGUUAUACUAAUGGCCCACAACUGCCAGUGGCCCACAAAUCAUAUGACAGUCAACAAGAGGCCAGCGAUCAAAGGAUUAAUGAUUGGCUUAAAUCGAGUGACGGGGGCUUCAAGAAAGUGGAUGACAGCACCUCAUCCAAGGACAGAGAGAUAGUUCUGGUGCCCAACGACUUGGAUAAUAUUGGGUCCCAAUUAUCGCCAUCACCUUCACGUACUGUUAAACCCAAACUCAUAGGUUUCACUGGUUUGCAAAACUUAGGCAAUACUUGUUUCAUGAAUUCUGUUGUUCAGUGCCUUUCAAAUACCGAUCCAUUUCGAGACUACUUUACCUCGGGACAAUAUGCACACGAUAUCAAUACGACUAAUGCUUUUGGUUCGGGAGGUGUUAUCUGCAAGACGUUUGCCGAUGUACUGAAGCAACUGUGGGCCGGCACUGACACCUCCAUAGCGCCUCAUAAGCUAAAGGAGCGAAUGGGCGAGAAGUGCCCCACGUUUUCCAGUUAUAUACAACAAGACGCUCAAGAGUUCUGCGCGUAUUUGCUGGAUGUGCUCCACGAGGACCUCAACAAACGCCGCGAACGGCCCGCCAUUAAAGAUGAUAAUAGCGAUGAGUCGGACGAACCCAUUGACGACCAGGUAUUGGCGGACGAGUCCUGGCGUACGUUUGGUCUCAUGAAUCACUCCAUAGUUACCGAACAAUUCUACGGUCAAUACAAGUCCAAACUCGUGUGUCCCACCUGUCAAAAAGUUUCGGUGACUUUCGAUCCAUUUGUGUAUUUAUCACUUCCGUUACCCAAACCGAAAGUGGAUUAUGAGGUCUACUUCUUCAAGCGGGACUCCAAUGGUAUGUCGACAUCGAAACCCACCAAAUAUUACCUCAAACUCCCCAAAGAGUGUUUCGUGAAGAACCUGUUGGACGAGGUCUCAGCCGUGACUGGAGUUAACUCUUCAUUGUUGCGAUGCCUACAGUGCUAUGCUAGCGGUGCCAUUGAGAAGUUCCAUCAGCCCAGUUGGUCACUCCAUAAGCCAGAAACCGGGAAAUAUUUGCUCGUUUUCGAGCUCAUGGGACCCAAAGAGGACGACGACGUCGAGGAGUACUUUGUGGUUCAGCGUUUAGCGAAACCUAAAAAGAGUGAUAACUGCGCCAAAUGUGAUAAAAACAGCAGUUGGGACAACAUUGAGCUCAAGUCAUGCCAGAAAUGCUAUCGAGUGGCCUAUUGUGAUAAAACGUGUCAGACCGAGCACUGGCCGACCCAUAAAAAGGAUUGUAUUUAUAAGCCGGAGAUAACAGGGAUGCCAUUCAUCAUAACAGUGCCCAAAUCUAAGCUCACGUACCGGAACUUAUGGACAAUAAUUUAUUCAUACGCUCGCCAUUCAGUGGAUCUGUCGGUGCCAUUAAACCUGAAUGAGUUCCCGACUCCGCCGCCAUUUAAACUCCGCAUAUAUCAGGACUGGAAUAGAGAGGAGACAUCGGAACUCCUCGAACCUGACGCUCAAGACUCUGAUGUUGAUAAUGACAACGACAACGACAACCGAUACGAUACACAAAUCAAAGCUAAUCACUAUUACUUGGCUAUGGAUUGGACU